AUGCUGGAAGCUUGUUCGUGUCAGUCACCGGGAAAUGUGACUUGGCAGGGAAAAAUAAAUUCUUAUUCUUCGCCUUCGCAUCACAUAGGAAUCAUGAGGCCUCAUGGUAAAGGAAAUCAAGAUGAUGUGUGCUAUGUAGUUGCUAAAUAUGAUUAUGCAGCUCAAGGAGCACAAGAAUUAGAAUUGAGAAAAAAUGAAAGGUACAUGCUUUUGGAUGAUUCAAAACAUUGGUGGAGAGUUCAAAAUUCUAGAAAUCAAAGCGGAUAUGUUCCUAGUAAUUAUGUCAAAAAGGAAAAACCUUCAUUGUUUGACAGGCAUGUGCACAUCAAGAAAAAAGUUAAAAAAGGAUCCGGAUCUAAAACGCUUCCUCCGAAUUCUAAUAAUUCACCAUCGAGAACAAUGGAUUCCCCAUCUUUGAGUAGAAAACUUCCUGCAGAUCCUUCCGAAGCCAUAGGAACAGCAGUGGUUAAAUAUAAUUAUCAAGCUCAACAACCGGAUGAACUUUCUUUAACUAAAGGAACGAGAAUAUUAAUAUUAGAAAAAAGUAACGAUGGUUGGUGGAGAGGUCAAAGUGGAGGAGCAUCCGGAUGGUUUCCGAGUAACUACACACAAGAGGAAGGAGAUGGAGAUGAUGGGAUUCACACGUAUGCCAUGGCAGAAAACGUUCUGGAUAUUGUAGUGGCUUUAUAUUCUUUUUCUUCAAAUAACGAUCAAGAACUUUCAUUUGAAAAAGGUGAUAGACUAGAAAUAUUGGAUCGUCCCCCCGCUGAUCCAGAAUGGUAUAAAGCGAGAAAUGCACAAGGCCAAAUAGGAUUAGUUCCCAGGAAUUAUUUACAGGAAUUGAGUGAAUAUCUCACGCAGCCUUUCCGAGACAGAGGAGUCGGGGGAAAUGCCGAGAGACACGAUUCAAUGGACAGACGCCCACCGGAUGGUAUGGACAGACCUCAUUUGAUCGGAAAACCUUGGUAUUAUGGUAAUAUAACGAGAGCUCAUUGCGACAGCGUACUAAAUCAACACGGUCACGACGGAGACUUUUUAAUUCGUGAUAGCGAAACAAACGUGGGAGAUUAUUCCGUGUCUUUAAAAGCUCCGGGUCGUAACAAGCAUUUCAGGGUGUACGUCGAAGGAGCAUUGUACUGCAUAGGACAACGAAAAUUUCACACGCUCGAUCAACUCGUGGAUCAUUAUCAAAGAGCUCCCAUUUACACGAAUAAACAAGGAGAAAAAUUAUACCUUGUUCGACCUCUACCAAAACCUGGCGGUCCUCAAGUUUAA
Molecule: messenger RNA, 1275 nt
Organism: Pediculus humanus corporis (human body louse)
Lineage: Eukaryota; Metazoa; Arthropoda; Insecta; Psocodea; Pediculidae
Product: Cytoplasmic protein NCK1, putative
Exons: 5
Coding region: 1-1275 (424 amino acids)
Molecular function (GO): protein binding
Source: RefSeq, a predicted model, not a curated record